This is a messenger RNA of Pelmatolapia mariae (spotted tilapia), 3011 nucleotides long. RefSeq names its product kelch repeat and BTB (POZ) domain containing 3 (gene kbtbd3). Gene Ontology annotation, molecular function: protein binding. The transcript has 10 exons. The record is from RefSeq and is a predicted model, not a curated record. NCBI's taxonomy places the organism in Eukaryota, Metazoa, Chordata, Actinopteri, Cichliformes, Cichlidae. Bases 172 to 2073 code for a protein of 633 amino acids.
UUAUUCUUUUUAGGGAAAAUCGCAAAUUCAGCAAACAAGAUGACAGGAAGAAGACGAUUAAACGCAAAAAUCCAAACAAAAAGCCGACUGAAACCUCGCGUGAUUUCAGGCUUCCGGAAACUAGAAUAGCAUGAGAGCUCUCCGAGGUGCUGACACUGUCAUUCUGGCGUAAUGGAUGAAAAUCAUGACUUGUCCUUGUGUUUGACCAACACCCACAACCCCUGCAGCAGCAACAGCCCACCCAGCAGUAAACCUGGCAGUGCUCCACAAUGCAACGGGGUCGCAGAGCGUCGGACAAUGCUGCGGGUAUCUGAGUCCCAUGGACUGCAGCUCCUGGGCGUGCUCAGAUCGCUCAGGGAGAGAGGCUUGCUGUUUGACUUCACCAUUAAGGUGCAGGAACGCAGCUUUCCCUGUCAUCGCUGUGUUCUUGCAGCAUGUAGUGAUUUUUUCAGGGCCAUGUUUGAGGUGGAUAUGCGAGAGCGUGAUGAUGGUUCAGUAACGCUGGGUAAUCAGUGUCCAGCAGCGGUGGCUUCUUUCCUGGACUUUGCCUACUCUGGGGAGGCACUCAUCACUGAUGGCAACGUAGACAUGUUGUUUCAGCUCGCCUCUUUUCUGCAGGUGUCUGUCCUGUCCAAAGCAUGCAGCGACUUCCUGAUAGGAACCAUGGAUCUUUAUAACUGUCUGUCUCUCUUGUCUCUGGCUGAGGGAUAUGGCUCAGCCUCUCUCCUGCAAAGUGCCAAUGAGUUUGUGGUCCAGAACUUCUUUGAACUCUCCAAAACGCAGGACUUCCUGGAUAUGCAGGUUAAUGUCUUGGAGUUGUGCCUCAGGUCAGAUGCUCUUAAUGUGCCCAGUGAGGAGGCAGUGGUGGUGUCUCUCCUUAGAUGGAUUCGCCAUGAUCUCCCAGGAAGACAGAAGCUGUUGCCGGGAUUGCUGUCUCUGACCCGGGUGCACCAUCUUCCUGCACCUUCACUAAAGUCUCUGUGUGAUUCUGACCCUCUCCUCUGCAACGAUGAGUCCUGUCUCGCCCUUGCGUCAGAAGCCCAGAGCAGACAGACAAAGCACAAUGGCCUGCUCACUGAUGCCAGGCCUUCCACCACGCAGAGUUAUAUCUACAUCCACAAGACAGAGGAAAACGGAGAGAUCCGGCACACCUUCUGCUACUGUCUGGAAACAGACCAGUGGAAAGAGCUGGGCACAGGGCAAGAAGAGGGGACAACUACGAUGCCAGAUCCACCAGGAUCUUACCUUACCAGCUAUGCUGAGAAGAUGUUUGUCACAGGUGGUUGCCAGGGAAAUUGCUGCCGGGCGAUACGCCUCCACGUGGCUGAACCUUUCCACGAUGCCACUGAUGAGGUUUGGUGCUUCUGUCCCGUGACCUUAACCUGCACACCUGCACCUGCCAUGCUUAAGCCCAGAACCAUGCACACAGCUGUAACGUGCCUGGACCGAGUGUAUGUCAUUGGAGGACGAACCAAGGGAUCCAGAGGGGGGGCUCCCAGUCUGCUGGAGGUGGAGUAUUAUAACCCUUUGGCUCAGACCUGGCGCUCUGUCAGUCCACUUCCCACUGCUAUCUUCUACCCUGAGGCCAGUGCUUGUGGCAGUGUAAUCUAUACACUGGGGUCAGAGGUGGAGAUCACAGACUCCUUUAACCCCUCACUCGACUGCUUCUUCUGCUAUGAUGCCCUGCAGGACCAGUGGAGCCGCCUGGUGGCAGAGUUUGGCCAGUUCUUCCAUGCUACACUGGUCAAGGCUGUGUCAAUUAAUAAAACACUGCACCUCUGUGACUUAUCUACAUACAAAGUCUACAGUUUUUGCCCAGAGACCUGCGUCUGGAAGGGUGAAGGAUCAUUUGAAUGCGCUGGGUUCAAUGCCGGAGCAGUGGGCAUGAGGGACAGAAUCUACAUUCUGGGUGGAGACUAUUCACCUGAUGAAAUCACUGAUGAGGUUCAGGUGUACUACAGUGGGAGGAGUCAAUGGGAGGAAGUGGCACCCAUGCCCAAAGCACUCACUGAGUUCCACUGCCAGCUCAUCAGCUUCAACAGAUAUAGAGACCCGUGGUGUGAUACAGCAUAACUGAUGGCAGACACAUACAUGCCCACCCAUGCAGCAAACAUGCAAGCGAAAGUUUGAUGUCUGUGUGAAUGAGCUUCCCUCGGCUUUCCAAACUGUGUGCAUGACGGACAGCUAACACUUCAAGAGAGAAUGCUAUUCCCGUAUUUAACCAGCAAAUAGACACUCUUGAAACAUAGAUCUCUUUUGAGAGAGUAUCUUAGCCAAAGAUAGGCAACUAACACCACAUUUCCUGUCACAGAUCAUCAGUAUAUGUGAAGACAUUAACCAGAUAGUCUAUUUAUUUUUUUAUUUAGGGUCAAGUAUGUGCGGAGCUCCUGUCAUCAUAGGAGCUUUGCUGUCAGUCUAAUUAUUGCCCCUCCCAUGGAGGACCCCUUUAGAAUUCUAUUUUAGUACCCGAGUAUUUUUUUUGACAGCAUGUUACAGAUAGAAAAUCCACAUAAAUAAUUAGCAUGAUCUGUAAACUUACCAGCCUUCUUGCAGCUACAGACUCUGUUCAGGAAUUCAGACUUCUUUCAUUUUUCUGAAUUUGGGAAUUUUGAUUUAUAUUUUUUUGGCAGGAAUACACAAAUUAUGCCACAGAGAGCCUCUAGGAGGCGAGCCUCUCUUGGUUUUACUUUAAAGGGGAAAAUCAGUCUGCUAGUACAAAGGUCAACUUUUGAAAGCACAUGUCAGUAUGCACUUUAAUCAGCUUGCCUUUAUUCUGUUAUUACAUUGCCAUGUGUCCAUGCAUGUUCUGGUUCUCCUCUCCGGGUGUACACAACAGUUUUUCAUGUGCACUUUAUCAGUCAUAGAGAAAUACUCUGUAGCUUCAAAAGGAUAGUAUAGAUUAAAGUUUAACAAACCUGCAAAGAGCAAAUGUGGGUGUGAAUCAUGACUGCAUGCCAAGUUUGUGCUGAGAAACAGAAGCUAAACAAAUGAAAGACUGUUUAAUGUUAAGA